Puntigrus tetrazona (Sumatra barb) is the source of this 1365-nucleotide messenger RNA. It is a transcript of the gene fgf2, whose product is annotated as fibroblast growth factor 2. The transcript is spliced from 3 exons. The coding region runs from base 82 to 663 and encodes 193 amino acids. Gene Ontology annotation, biological process: regulation of cell migration; positive regulation of cell population proliferation; fibroblast growth factor receptor signaling pathway. The record is from RefSeq and is a predicted model, not a curated record. Lineage: Eukaryota; Metazoa; Chordata; Actinopteri; Cypriniformes; Cyprinidae. Gene Ontology annotation, molecular function: growth factor activity; fibroblast growth factor receptor binding. Gene Ontology annotation, cellular component: cytoplasm.
GAGAGAGAGAGAGAGCGCUUCAUCUUCAGCACAGAUCAGAUACACAGUGUCCCGCGGCUCGAAGAGUUCCUCCGCGCUUUAAUGAGGCUCCGUGGCUCCGCGGAGCGGCGGAGGGAGACGGGAGAGGCGGGGGAGGAGGCGCGGGGAGGCCGCGGAGGGGCUCCGGAGACCGAGAAGCCGAGAGAGCCAGAGAUGAUGGCGGCGGGAGGAAUCACCACGCUCCCCGCUUUACCGGAGGACGGCGCCAGCGGAGGCUUUCCUCCGGUCAACUUCAAGGAGCCCAAGCGGCUUUACUGCAAGAACGGCGGCUUCUUCCUCCGGAUCCAUCCCGACGGUCGAGUGGACGGCAUCCGAGAGAAGAGCGACCCGCACAUCCGGCUCCAGCUCCAGGCCACGGCCGUCGGUGAAGUGGUGAUCAAAGGCAUCUGUGCGAACCGUUACCUGGCCAUGAACGCAGACGGACGACUGUUCGGGACGAGAAGAACAACAGAUGAAUGUUAUUUUCUGGAGAACCUGGAGGCGAACAACUACAACACGUACCGCUCCCGGAAGUAUCCCGACUGGUACGUGGCUCUGAAGAGAACGGGUCAGUACAAGUCGGGCUCCAAGACCGGCCCGGGUCAGAAGGCCAUCCUGUUUCUGCCCAUGUCCGCCAAGUGCUGAGGAAGACGCCGCUGACUCCCAAACACAAGGCUUUAUUUGUGGGGUCAGGCUGGAGAGAUGGGCUCCAUCAGUCUCUGUAUGGUCCGGAGCGAGGGCUGCUCCCAUCUCCACGCUGUUUCUCGCACGAAUGUUUUUUUCCGUACAUCUACAAAAUGUGAGAUCACUUCGAAGCUGCUCCUUUACGUAUGCAAGAGUAUUUCUAUGCUGUAUUUUACCAAAGGGAACCGCAAAGUUUCGCUCCGAUGAAGGGAUCACGAGCGCACCAUGAAUGUUUUUUUUUUUAGUAAAAAACUUUAUUCUCUUUUUCGCACGUAUCGUUUCGGAAAAAUAGUUUAGUGACUUUAGAUUAACAGUAGAGAAAUUAAAUAAAUGAAGAGUUCCUUGAUUAAACACUACAAAAACCCCCAGGCAGAUUAUUAUAAGGUUACGCUACUAAAACUACAAAGAACUUUUACAAACGCUUCAUUCAUUAGAGCACGUCUUUUCUUUUUAAGAAGCGAGAAAUAACAAAUUCUGGUGUGAAUCUCAUGAAGAUGCGUAAAACAAAACAAUUCAGUCUGUUUUUAGAGCCGAGAUUUUUUUCUUAGUGCCAUUAUUGUGCAAAAAAAAAAAAAAAAAAGCAUUAAAAAUUCUAUCAUGAUAUACAAGUACUUUAUAAUAAAAAUAUUGUAUUUUUUUAAUUGCAUCCAAAAUAAGUUUUUG